This is a messenger RNA of Neoarius graeffei (lesser salmon catfish), 3871 nucleotides long. It is a transcript of the gene sema3ga, whose product is annotated as sema domain, immunoglobulin domain (Ig), short basic domain, secreted, (semaphorin) 3Ga. Lineage: Eukaryota; Metazoa; Chordata; Actinopteri; Siluriformes; Ariidae. Gene Ontology annotation, molecular function: semaphorin receptor binding; chemorepellent activity. The transcript is spliced from 18 exons. The record is from RefSeq and is a predicted model, not a curated record. Bases 670 to 2907 code for a protein of 745 amino acids. Gene Ontology annotation, biological process: negative regulation of axon extension involved in axon guidance; positive regulation of cell migration; negative chemotaxis.
UGUUUCUGAGUUUCGGAAAGGUGUGAGCUCUGUGUCACUCCUCGGUGUGUAAUGAGUUAAGUGUGUAUUGUUGGGAGUGGGAGUGUGUCAGGCAGGGAGACGUUAGAGGGAUCCAGCAGUGAACACCUGCCAUGGCUUAAAAAAACAAAAACAAAAACAAACAAAGCUCUGGAGGUUCGAGUACAGCUUUCGUGACUACAGGACAUUGUUUUCUUUCUUUUAGACUCGGAACACUUAUCUUUCGUCUGUCAGACUGUCACGAAAGCAGUGAAGCACCCAGUUUUGGGUCUUUGUUGCAUUUUAGCGUUGCCAGAGAUAAGAGAAAGAAGCAGUAAGCGUGCUUUCUCUCUCUCUCCUCUCUCAGGAGGCGUUCACGCAUCGGUCUCCGAGAGCAAAGGAUUCACAUGAAAAGAAGUCAAAAACACUGAAGCGCUUUCAUUUUUCUUUUAAAGAAGAACUAGUAUUGGGUGGAUUACAGCGUGUUGUCUUGUCUUUUCUUUCCCCCCAAGCCUGAGGAAUAUCACAUCGAGGCUGAAAGGAAUGUGGUGAUAAAAAUCUCACCUGCGCCAGAGCAGUCCGCCAGGGUCCCUGUGCUUCAGCCCGGAGUCUGACACAAAGCUUGGAGGUAAAGAAUACACCAAGUGGAUCUCCAUAGGACUUCUCAGUCACAUGGGCAUUAUGGGAACCAGAGUCAUCCUGUUGCUGCUGGUACUAUGUGUUUGUGGUGUAUCCUGCAUCCUGAGCUCGGCUCCCAGAGUGGCUUUAGCUUUUAAAGAGCUAAUGGACACUCGGACAGCAAGACCUUUCAGCUUAUCCUUCAACACUAGUGAUUACCGGAUCCUCCACAUGGACCAGGAUCAGGGCCGUCUUUACCUGGGCAGCCGCGAGUACCUCGUCUCCUUGGAUAUGCAGAACGUCAAUAAGGAGCCUCUCAUUAUCCACUGGCCUGCUCCAACACAGAGAAAGGGGGAGUGUCAGAUGACAGGGAAAGGAAGACAUGGGGAGUGUGCCAACUUUGUACGGAUGAUCGAGCCAUGGAACAGAACUCAUCUGUACACAUGUGGCACUGGAGCUUACAGACCCAUCUGUACCUUCAUCAGUAGAGGCUGGAGAGCUGAGGACUACCUCUUUAGGCUUGUCCCUGGAUAUAUGGAUUCAGGAAAGGGUAAAUGCUCCUACGACCCAAAUCAUGAAGAUGUGGCUGCUCUCAUCAAUGGUAACCUGUAUGCUGGUGUGCACGUGGACUUCAUGGCCACUGACCCAGCCAUCUUUAGGAUGAUGGGGAGUAGGCCAGCUAUUAGAACAGAGCAGUAUGACUCCAAGUGGCUCAAUGAACCAGUGUUCAUUCAAAUAAAGCAGAUUCCUGACAGCUCUGAGAAGAAUGAUGACAAGCUCUACUUUUUCUUCCGGGAGAAGAGUCUGGACUCUGGAGGGACAGCGAGCCCCAGUGUGUUGGCCAGAGUGGGGCGAGUGUGUCUGAAUGAUGAGGGAGGCCAAAAAUCUCUAGUUAACAAGUGGACAACGUUUCUAAAAGCCAGGCUGGUGUGCUCCGUGAUGGGUGAGGAUGGUGUGGAGACCUACUUUGAUGAGCUGAGAGACGUCUUUAUUCAGCCCACCCAGGAUGAGCGUAACCCUAUGGUUUAUGCCAUUUUCUCCACUGCAGGGUCUGUUUUUAAGGGAUCAGCUGUGUGUGUUUACUCUAUGGCUGAUAUACGUAACGUAUUCAAUGGACCUUUUGCCCACAAACAUGGCCACAACUAUCAAUGGACAAUGUACACAGGAAAGAUCCCCUACCCUCGACCUGGAACUUGUCCUGGAGGUACGUUUACACCCAAUUUGCACUCUUCUAAGGCGUUCUCAGACGAGGCUGUGAACUUCAUUCGUGCGCAUCCACUCAUGUAUCACCCUGUGUAUCCUAUACACAAGCGCCCCCUGGUGGUGCGCUCAGGCGUUGACUACAGGUUCACCACCAUCGCUGUGGACCAGGUGGAUGCUGUGGAUGGGAGAUAUGAAGUGUUUUUUCUAGGCACAGAUCGUGGAACAGUCCAAAAGGUUAUAGUUCUGCCCAAAGAUCCAACUACCAUGGAAGAGCUGACACUAGAGGAAGUUGAAGUGUUCAGGAUACCAGUUCCUAUUAAAACAAUGAGGAUAUCUGCUAAAAGGCAACAGCUGUACGUAUCAUCAGAUGUAGGUCUUACCCAGGUGUCAUUGCAUCGCUGUGGUGCGUAUGGUAAGGCUUGCUCAGACUGCUGCCUGGCCCGUGACCCCUACUGUGCAUGGGAUGGAGAGAGCUGCACCCCCUUCACACAGGCUACUAAAAGGCGGAGCAGAAGGCAGGAUGUAAAACAUGGUGACCCUCUACGUCAGUGUAGAGGAUUUAAUGCGAAAGUGGAGAAGAGACUGAAGGAGACGGUGCAGUUUGGUGUGGAGGGAAGCAGCACGUUUUUGGAGUGCGUACCGCGAUCGCCUCAGGCUACUGUCAAAUGGCUUUACCAAAAAAAUGGAAGAAGGAAAGUGCUGAACAGAGAUGGGGAAGUACUGAGCACACCUCAGGGUGUCCUUCUGAAAUCACUCACCCACUCAGAUGCUGGGUUAUACCACUGCCUGGCUACUGAGAAUAACUUCAAGCACACUCUAGCACGUGUUUCCCUGCGCAUCCUGGACCGUGAUAUUGCAGUGGCCCUCACUGUACCCGAUGACGAGGAUAAAGAGAGGGAGAUAAUGAGGAGGGAUCACAAACCCGAAGCCCAUUCCCAAGCUGGCAAUGUGCAACCCUUAGAGCCUGAGAUGCGUGUGAUCCACCAGUAUUGCCAGUCCUACUGGGAACAGCUCAUUGACCAAGGGCAGCAGCAAAGCAAACAUCCAAACCGCAGACACACAGAGGGCCGCGAGCCCAGUGGAGGUUGAGGCUGACCUACCUACUUCUUCCAUUCAACUAUUGGUCCAUUCUGUCUUCCUCUUUAUGUACUUCGUGAGUGACUGAGGUGAAGGGACACGUGUAAACACCCUAUUUCAUAAGAGACUUAUCUACACAACUCACAUGCUUUGUUGCGCUCAUCUUAUUAUUGCAGUUUGCAUAUUUUCUUGUUCAUUUCUUAUGUUCCUUGUCCUUAGCUUUCCUUAAGUCUUUUGGUGUUCUAUUGAUUUUGGACCAUAUUUUGACCAUUAUUAGUGUUCUGACCAUCGUUGUGAUAUUUGUACAUUUUAUGACCCAGCUCGUGUUGCUGAUCAUCCGAAUCUUCAGUUUUGCUGCACAUUGUAUUUGACAUUUUCAAAAAUGUGCUAUAAAAGUUUACCAGUGUAACUUACGUUUAAGCACCUUAGAGUAGAGUAUGAUUUGACUACAGAUCAUGACUAAACAACACAAAUUUCCUGUGAGUGUGUGUAUGUGUAAUUGUUCAGUCUGUGGGCCAGUGCAAUUUCCCAUUUGCUGCCUGGAUGCUGAAAUCAUAUGGUCCAGUGCAGAUAACAGUAAAUCACUAGAUAAAGCUGUACAUGUAUCCUGGUUAUUCUUCCUUGUUGGAAAAUUGCACCAUUUUUUAAAAAUUUUUUUAAUUUCAGGAACACUACAAUGUCUUCAUGGGUGUCACUAGUUGAUUGAUAAUGUGUAUUUAUUUUUAGGUUGUAUAUUUUUGCCUUCGUAGAGAAUUUAUAAAGUAUAUAGAAGGUGGAGGGAAUUUUUGCAUGACAGACCAGAUAUAUAGUUAUAUUUAUUUAAAUGUAAUUAUAAUAACACAGAGUGUUUGUACAUAGGUUUCAUCACCAUAGGAUAAUGUAAUGACUAAUGAACUCACCUUCAAAAUUAGUAACACUGGACUUGUGGUCAUUAAAACUGCACAAGAUUUUAUUGGUAUUAAAUGGACUAGUAUCA